CACCCCUCUCCCCGUCGGCUCGCACUGUCGCACCCGUGCACCACCACCACCCCACCAUCACCAAAGGGGAACGAGCGCCGCCGAGCACGCACGCACGCCCGCCUCCCCCCACCGGAGCACGCGCGCCGCCCCGAAUUCGCCUCUCGCAUCCGUCGGGCGGUCUCCUCCCCGUGCCCCUCCACUUAGCUGGAAUGGCGUCGAGCGGUGACGCAGCCGGAGUUGUCGUGCCGAGGAACUUUAGACUGCUGGAAGAGCUUGAGAGAGGAGAGAAGGGCAUUGGGGAUGGAACAGUUAGCUAUGGAAUGGAUGACGCAGAUGAUAUCUACAUGCGCUCCUGGACAGGAACAAUAAUUGGUCCCCACAACACUGUCCAUGAGGGCCGGAUUUAUCAGCUGAAGCUUUUCUGUGACAAGGACUAUCCCGACAGGCCACCGACUGUUAGGUUUCACUCAAGAAUCAACAUGACCUGUGUAAAUGCCGAGACUGGAUUGGUGGACCAAAGGAAGUUUAGCCUGCUGUCCAACUGGCGCCGUGAGUACACAAUGGAGAACAUCUUGAUACAGCUUAAGAAAGAGAUGGCGACAUCACACAACCGGAAACUAGUGCAGCCUCCGGAGGGGACGGUCUACUGAACGAGCGCUCAUCGCGUCGAACGUGUCAUUCCCAAGGACCCUCGCGGUUCUCAUUUUAGAUAUCGCAUAAGAUCGCAACAUUUGGUGCAAACGAUUAUGUAUAACUUUGACGGUGUCCUUCACAUGGUUUUGUGUGUCUUGUCUUGUUAUAUCUCCUGGGUAAGCCUGUGUUGUAAUGAUACGCUGGAGCUUCAGCUAUGUUUUUAAAAGUACCAUUACGUUGCUUC
Triticum urartu is the source of this 859-nucleotide messenger RNA. RefSeq names its product ubiquitin-conjugating enzyme E2 variant 1D. Lineage: Eukaryota; Viridiplantae; Streptophyta; Magnoliopsida; Poales; Poaceae. The record is from RefSeq and is a predicted model, not a curated record.